Fraxinus pennsylvanica is the source of this 1272-nucleotide messenger RNA. Lineage: Eukaryota; Viridiplantae; Streptophyta; Magnoliopsida; Lamiales; Oleaceae. The record is from the annotation of a GenBank genome assembly.
AUGUUUAAAGUAAGUGAAUGGGCUCAUUUUUCAUCCUAUGAAGUUGGUUUGAGAUCUAGAUCAGGUGUUUCGCAUAUUCUGGUUUUUGAGCGGAGAACAAAGAGAUUAGUGGAGGAAAUAAUUGAUGCUAAGAUUAUUUUGUCAAUAAGAGCCAUUUAUCAAUCUAAAUUAGGACUUGGCCUCAUGGAUAAAGGGGCAAAGGAACUCUUGCAGAGCAUCUCUGAAAAGCAGGUUUCGGAUAGGUUGAAUACCGUGAUACAUUUGACCCUUUGUUUUGAUGAGGCAACUGGAAACCAGGUUAUAACAGGAGGAUUCUUGACCGAUAAGCAGGCUGCAGAAUGUUAUAAUAAUAUGGAUGGUCCCCAUUCUGGUCCACCCCUACUAGCCGUCGACGGACAACCGCGCACAGCCGAGCAUCUCAGGCGGCGAUGCUAUGUUGCACUUCUUACAAUGCCCUCACUCUCUCCUCCGCCUCCAAUCCUCGCAUCUUCAUUCAGAAAAAUCCACAAAACCAAAUCAUCCAGCAAAAGCCUUAAGUAUCCUUGCGUGAUUCAAAAUUUUCUUGAUUUAGCAUCCCAAGGACAAAUUAAGGAAGCCAUUGAUUCUUUGCCUCUCUUAGCUCGCAAAGGCUUUCGUUUAAACUCGAAAAGCAUUGCCUUUCUUUUGAAGCAGUGUGCAAAUUUCAAAUCCAUUAAAGAAGGCAAAUGGUUACACCUUCAUUUGAAAUUAACGGGUUCAAAGCAACCUAGUACUUUCUUAUCCAACCACAUGAUCAAUAUGUAUGCCCAAUGUGGUGAUCAUGUUAAAGCCCGUCAGAUGUUUGAUAAAAUGAGUACAAGAAAUUUGUAUUCUUGGAACAAUAUGCUUUGUGGCUACGCAAAGUUGGGGAUGGUGAAGCCUGCAUUGAGGUUGUUUUAUAAAAUGCCUGAAAGAGAUGUUGUGAGUUGGAAUACGAUGGUGAUGGCAUACGUGCAGAGCGGGUGGUUUGAUGAUGCUUUGAGGUUUUAUAAAAUGUUGAGGAGGUUGGAUAUUGGGUUUAAUGAGUAUAGUUUUGCUGGGGUUGUGACGGUUUCUGUUAAGUUGAGGGAGUUGUGGCUUGCCUCGCAGUUGCAUUGUGAAGUUUUGAUUGUUGGAUUCUUGUCGAAUGUGGUUCUUUCAAGUUCUAUUGUCGAUGCAUAUGCAAAAUGUGGCCAGUUGGGGGAUGCUAGGAAGUUGUUUGAUGAGAUGGUAAGUGUGAAUGUGACAGAGAAAACCCCUCAUAGCUUGUAUUGA